Entelurus aequoreus (snake pipefish) is the source of this 3935-nucleotide messenger RNA. RefSeq names its product gastrula zinc finger protein XlCGF57.1-like. Gene Ontology annotation, molecular function: DNA-binding transcription factor activity; RNA polymerase II cis-regulatory region sequence-specific DNA binding. The transcript has 4 exons. Gene Ontology annotation, biological process: negative regulation of transcription by RNA polymerase II; regulation of immune system process; regulation of cytokine production. Lineage: Eukaryota; Metazoa; Chordata; Actinopteri; Syngnathiformes; Syngnathidae. The record is from RefSeq and is a predicted model, not a curated record. Bases 482 to 2677 code for a protein of 731 amino acids.
UGCUCGCUUUUUCUCGUCCUAUGGCCCACACUACAUUCUACAGUCCAGUAGAUAGCGGUAUGAAGCUUUCAAGCCAUGGCUGCAAACUGACACUAAGAAGAAGAAGAACUAUAGCCGAUUGCUUGAUUCUCUCGCGAGAUCUGACAACACUGUCGCGUGAACAAAACAAAGACGAAGAAAAAUCAAAAUGGCGUUUGAUGAAGAUGACGGAGAAGACGUUAUUGUGGUUAUUAUAGUACGUUUUUCUAAAUCAGUACGUACACGUACACAUAUAUGCUGUGUAAUAGAGUAAACAUAGUUAACAUAAACAUACAUCUGUAUUCGGGUACAUUAGUCCGAGCGCACUUUAGAGCUCAUUGUGCUAGCUUAGCGUGCUAGUUAGCUUAGCGUGUUAGCCGCUAACAAAGAGAGGCGGAAGUGAUGAAAACACAUUGCUAAGCAGAGAUCAAGUGUGAGUGUAAAGUGUUGUGAUUGUGUGAAAAUGUGCGAAAGAACGAUAGCAGAGUACGAGGAGGAACUUUGUCCAACAAAAGAGGAGAAGGAGCGACAACAUCAACUACUGGACGCUGUUUUCAAGAAACAUCAAGUUGUGUUACACAGAACAGACGUCCAGUGGCGUCCGCAUAUUGAAGAGGAUGAUCUGCAUACCCCUCAUGUAAAAGAGGAAGUGGAGGAGCCACAACCCCCACACAUUAACAAAGAAGAGAAGAGAGAGUGUCCUAUAGGGCAGGAGGAGGCUGAUCUCACCAAGAUUCCACUGACUGUUGUCUCUGUGAAGACUGAAGAGCAUGAAGACAAACCACCUGAGUCCUCACAGCUUCAUCACAGUCCAAACGUCCGACAGCUGAUUGGACUUCCUCAUCCGAUGGGAGCCAGCUCCGUUUUGAAGCAGGAGGAGCCACGGUCCCCUCGCAUUAAGGAGGAAGAUGAGGAAGUGUGGAUCACUCAGGUGGGAGAGUGUCCUGUAGGGCAGGAGGAGGCUGAUCUCACCAAGUUUCCACUGACUGUUGUCUCUGUGAAGACUGAAGAGCAUGAAGACAAACCACCUGAGUCCUCACAGCUUCAUCACAGUCCAAACGUCCAACAGCCGAUCGGUCGUCAAGAAGAACGUCCCCCUCACUCGCUGGAAGAGAGCUCCUCUUUAAAGCAAGAUGAGCCACAACCGCCCCACAAUAAAGAGGAAGAGGAGGAACUCUGGACCUCUGAGGAGGGAGAGUGUCCUGUAGGGCAGGAGGAGGCUGAUCUCACCAAGUUCCCACUGACUGUUGUCUCUGUGAAGACUGAAGACCAUGAAGACAAACCACUAGAGUCCUCACACCUUCAUCACAGUCCAAGUGAGGAGAACAGAGCCGUGGAACCUUCAAGAAGCAACUCACCACAACACAUGACAACAGAAGCUGAUGGAGACCACUGUGGAGGAUCACAAGCAGACAAGCUCUUAGCUCCACUAUCAGAUAGUGAGGACACGUUAAAUGUUAACGUAAAUAUAGAAUCGCACAUGAGAACACACACGGAAGAAAAACCCUUUGGUUGUUCAGUUUGCGCAAAAGGCUUUUUUAAAAACUUUAAUUUGACUCGACAUAUGCGGACGCACACGGGAGAAAAACCCUUCAGUUGUUCAGUUUGCGGUAAAACAUUCUCUGUCCAAAGUGCACUGAAAUCCCACCAGAGCAUACACACAGGUGAGAAAACAUUUGGUUGUUCAAUGUGUGCAAAAGGCUUUUUUGUCAAAUCUAGUUUGACCAAACACAUGAGGAUACACACAGGAGAAAAUGUGUAUAGUUGUUCAGAUUGUGGCAAAAGAUUCUGUGACAAAAGUACAAUGCAAAUACACAUGAGAAAACACACAGGAGAAAAACCUUUUAGCUGUUCUGAGUGUGGUAAAAGAUUCUCUGUCAAAUCUUCAAUGCAAAAACACAUGAGAACGCACACAGGAGAAAGACCUUUCAGCUGUUCCGUCUGCCCAAAACGCUUUCUUGUAAACUCUCAUUUGACUCUCCACAUGCAGACGCACACAGGAGAAAAACCUUUCAAGUGCUCAAACUGUGGCAAAAAUUUCUAUGGAAGAGCUAGAAUGCUGACACACAUGAGAACGCACACAGGAGAAAAGCCGUUCUGUUGUUCGGUGUGCGAUAAAGGGUUCUCUGUCAAGGGUGCAAUGAAGUCACAUAUGAGGACGCACACAGGAGAAAAACCGUUCAGCUGUUCAGUGUGCGCCAAAAGAUUCUCUGUCAAAAAUAGAGUGCAAAUGCACAUGAACACGCACACAGGAGAAAAACCAUUCAGUUGUUCAGCAUGUGAGAAAAGGUUCUCUAAAAAAGAGAACAUGCAAAGACACAUGAGAACACACACGGGAGAAAAACCCUUUAUUUGUACAGUGUGCGCUAAAAGAUUCUCCGUCAAAUAUAAAAUGCAAAUACACAUGAACACGCACACAGGGGAAAAACCAUUCAGUUGUUCAGUGUGCGAGAAAAGAUUCUCCAAAAGGGAGAACGUGCAAAGACACAUGAGAACACACUCAGGAGAAAAACCUUUCGCUUGUUCGGUGUGUGAUAAAAGAUUUUCCGCCAAACAUCAAGUGCAAUUUCAUAUGAGGACACACACAAAGGAGAAAAACAUUUCAGUUCAGUGUGAGAUAAAAGACUCUCUGCUCAAAGUAAAAUGCAGUUACACAUGAGAACGCACACAGCAGAGAAACCUCUCAAUUAUUCAACUUGUAACAACAUUAAUUUUUGAAAAAUAGGUAUUGAAAGGCCCUGCGAUGAGUUGAAAGGCCCUGCGAUGAGGUGGCGACUUGUCCAGGGUGUACCCCGCCUUCCGCCCGAUUGUAGCUGAGAUAGGCUCCAGCACCCCCCGCGACCCCAUAAGGGAUAAGCGGUAGAAAAUGGAUGGAUGGAUGGUAUUGAAAGACAUGAGAAAACACACAGGAGAAUAACUGCUUCUUUUUGAAAGUCCUCUAUUAAUGAUCAACUUUAUUAAGGUCGUUUUUGUGACGGCUGCAUCAGACAGCUCAAAGGAAGUGGAUCUGUAAAUGACUUGUUGAUACAGAGCAGAUAUAAGUUGUACUUCUUUCUGCUCUUUUUCGGUUAAUGCUAAAUGCUGUUGUUGCAUUUGUCUCUAUAAACGAUUGAAAAAAAACAACAAUGAAAAAAUGGACUCCAGCAGAGUCAGUAAUGGUCUACUAAAGGGCAUUUUCUAAAGUCCGGACUCGGGUCCAGAUCUGACCACCAGGCACGCCAAUCUGGACCGAGCCAUCCAGCCUUGUGAUAGAUUACACAACACUUGAGUUUCUUUGACAUAGUUGUUAAAAUGGGUCGUAUUCACACGUCACACCCUGACCUUUUAUUAUUGAAUGUAUCAAAUGUGAUGAAUAUUUAAUGGACCACAAUGGAAACAAGCCUUUUGGAUUUUUGUGCCAUCCAUUUGCCUUUUUAAAGCAUUACAUGGAUUCAAUUCUUUAAGAUGUCAAUAUACUUAUCAAUCAAUCAAACCUUUAACCCGGUGACCCUGACAUUUGGUUAAAAAAAAACAAAGUCCAUCAUGAAGAAUAAUGAUCAUUCAUAUGUCUGUAUUUUUAUUUGGGGCCCUGUUGAUACUUCUUUUAGAUACACAUCCUGUUCCAACACACACUCCGCAGUUCGCCCAGCAUCAGGCUGUGUUGACCUUUGACCCCGCCCUGAUGGAAUUAGACACACGGUCAGGAUCACUUGAGGUCAUCAGUAUACUCCCGCAUAUGAUUAAUGUGUAAUAAUGGUUAAUAACUAAGAACCAUGACGUGUGUAGAUAAUAGGGGUGUGGGAAAAAAUCGAUUCGAAUUCGAAUCGCGAUUCUCACGUUGUGCGAUUCAGAAUCGAUUCACAUUUUUUAAAAAUCGAUUUUUUUUAAUUUUUUAUAUAUAUAUAUAUAUAUAUAUAUUUUUUUUUUGAAUUAAUCAA